This is a messenger RNA of Brachypodium distachyon (stiff brome), 2392 nucleotides long. RefSeq names its product probable polygalacturonase. The transcript is spliced from 5 exons. The record is from RefSeq and is a predicted model, not a curated record. The coding region runs from base 527 to 2125 and encodes 532 amino acids. Gene Ontology annotation, biological process: carbohydrate metabolic process. Gene Ontology annotation, molecular function: polygalacturonase activity. NCBI's taxonomy places the organism in Eukaryota, Viridiplantae, Streptophyta, Magnoliopsida, Poales, Poaceae.
GGAAUUGGACCGAACCCACCCCAUGCGAGCCAAGCACGGCGCGGACCGCCGAGAGAGGGGAGUCAAGUGAGCCCCUCGCUAGCUUUCACGGAGGGGUACUACAGUUUUGAAGCGCAGGACAGAGGCAGUAGUAGAAGCAAACACGGCAGCGAGUGGAGUCAAUCCUGCGGCUGCUGUUGGGAGCAAAAGCCCAAAGCCCGCGCUGGGUGGCGGCACGGCACGGCACGGCAGUGCUCGGGGGGUGAUUCCGUAAUUCCGCCGCUUGCCGUCGUCGUCGUGGUUCCUCCCCAAACCCCACCCACGGCCGCGGCGCGAGCACUACUGCAGCGCCACUAUGGCGCCGCGCUCAAUCUUCACAGCCUCCCGCCCUUUUUAAACUAACUCUACUUCUCCCGUGGUCCGAUCUUCCGUGGAUGCGCUUCUGCUAGCCUUCUUCUCCCCCGCCCCCAUGGGCCACAGAACCCUAGCCCUGACAGCCGCACCAACCGGUCGGUACGCGCCGUCGUAGAUCCCAUCACCGGAUCCGAUGAUGGAGGUCGGCGUUGGCGUCUCCUCCCCGCGCGCCGCCGCCGCUUCCUCCGCCGCGGCGGCAGCAGCAGCAGCAGCAGCCGUCGGGCCGCCGGUGCUGUCCUCCCCGCGCGCGGCGCUCAGCAACCGAGGAGGGGCGCACCAGUUCCACCACCGGCGGUGGGCGCCUGCGAUCUCGCCCUCCUACAGGGCCUACCUGGUCGCGCUCUGGCUCGUCGGCUUCGUGCUCGUCUUCCUGUGGCAGAACACCUCGAUGGGCCGCGUGCGGCUCUACAACAGCCCACCCAUGCCGAAGCGCGCGCCGUCCGGAGCCGUGAUGGGGCAGUGGGUGGCUUCGCCGCCGGUGUAUGAUUUGAGGGAGUUUGGUGGCAUCGGGGACGGGCGGACACUCAACACGGCUGCCUUUGAGGCCGCGGUGGCAGCAAUCUCAGAGAGGGGUGGAGGGAGGCUCACCGUUCCCGCCGGGCGUUGGCUCACUGCGCCGUUUAACCUCACCAGCGGCAUGACCCUCUUCCUUGCUUCCGGUGCUGAGAUACUUGGGAUCCAGGAUGAAAGAUACUGGCCAUUGAUGCCUCCAUUACCAUCAUAUGGCUAUGGAAGAGAGCACAAGGGACCUCGAUAUGGUAGCCUUAUACAUGGUCAAGACCUGAAGGAUGUCACUGUAACUGGUCAUAAUGGAACCAUAAAUGGGCAAGGCAAAAGUUGGUGGACCAAAUUUCGUAGGAAACUCCUCAAUCACACGAGGGGUCCUCUUGUUCAGCUCAUGCGGUCAAGUAACAUUAUUAUUUCUAAUAUUACUCUACAAGAUUCCCCUUUCUGGACACUUCAUACAUACGACUGCAAGAAUGUUACUAUCUCAGAAACUACCAUCCUUGCUCCAAUUGUUGGAGCUCCAAACACUGAUGGGAUAGAUCCAGAUUCUUGCGAGAAUGUGAUGAUUCAAAAUUGUUAUAUUUCUGUUGGUGAUGAUGGGGUGGCUAUAAAGAGUGGUUGGGAUCAAUAUGGAAUUGCUUAUGGUCGUCCAUCUACUAACAUUACUAUUCGUGAUGUCACAAUCCGCUCCAUGGUCAGUGCUGGCGUAUCUAUAGGAAGUGAAAUGUCUGGUGGUGUUUCAAAUGUUUUGGUAGAGAAUGUCCACAUUUGGAGUUCACGGCGAGGUGUGAGGAUAAAGACCGCUCCUGGCAGAGGGGCAUAUGUAAACAACAUCGUCUACCGAAACAUAACCCUCGAAAAUGUCCGCGUUGGUAUUGUGAUAAAGACCGACUAUAAUGAGCACCCAGAUGAAGGCUUCAACCCGAAGGCUGUUCCCAUCGUUGGCAACAUCUCUUAUACAUCAAUCCAUGGGCAAGGGGUGCGCGUACCAGUUAGGAUACAAGGGAGUGCAGAGAUCCCUGUCAAGAAUGUUACUUUCCAUGAUAUGUCAGUUGGUAUACUUGACAAGAAGCACCAUGUUUUCCAGUGCUCAUACGUCCAGGGCCAGGUCAUUGGUUAUGUUUUCCCUGUGCCUUGCAAGAACCUGGACCUGUACAAUGAGCAGCGUGAGAUGGUUAAACAAUCGACACUGCAGAACAUCUCUGAUAUCGACUAUAGUUUUUGACGAGGCGGUUUGUCUCACUGUACUAUUACUUUAGGAGAACUAGGAGCAUCCAGUGCUCAGCUUAGUCUUGUUUUACCAUACUCAUAGUCAUAGGCAAUUUUGUUUGUAGCUGUUUACUACACCUAUCACUCCCAGGCGUGUAUUUAAGGAGGCCUCAAUUUGUCUAUACUGUCUCAUAGUUGAUUCUUCGGUUUUCACAUUUCAGCCCUGUAUUUCUGCACACUUUUUGUGCUAACCCUGCAAUAUAUUUCCCAUUAUUCAUUCUUA